AUGUCGUUUGGAAAGAUCUACGGUGUCAUUGACAACCCACGCGUUUCUGCGUGCCGUAUUGUAGCCAAGGCCAACGACCUUGAUCUUGAGCUCGUUGAGGCUAUCCCCGGUGCUACUACUGCUGAAUUUCAGAAGAUCAACCCUCUCGCUAAGGUUCCUGUCUUCGUUGGUGCCAAUGGCUUCCUCUUGACUGAGUCUACUGCCAUUGCGGUCUUCCUUGCUUCCCAGAACGAGAAGACUACCCUUCUCGGAAAGACCAAGCAGGACUAUGCCUCCAUCCUUCGCUGGAUGUGCUUUGCCAACUCUGAAAUUGUUCCAAACGUCGGUGCCUGGUUCCGCCCAAUCCUUGGCAAGGAACCCUACAACAAGAAGGCUGUUGAGGAUGUCUCUGUUCGUGCUUUGAAAGCAUUCGAUGUCCUUGAGAAGCACCUUACCACCAACACUUUCCUCGUUGGCGAGCGUAUAACUCUUGCUGAUCUCUUCACUGCCAGUCUCUGCUAUCGCGGAUUCCAAUAUGUCCUCGGCAAGGAAUGGCGCCUUUCCAACCCUGCCACUACUAGAUGGUAUGAAACCAUUGUCAACCAGCCUGUUUUCAAGGCUGUUGUUCCUGAGCCUCCUUUCGUCGACGAGCCAUUGAAGAAUGUCCCGCCGAAAAAGGAAGAGGCUGCCAAGCCAGCUCCUGCCCCCAAAGCUGCUGCUGCUGCUGCCCCUGCCGAGGAGGAGGAGAAGCCAGCUCCCAAGGCCAAGCACCCUCUUGAGGCUCUCCCGAAGCCAUCAAUGAUCCUUGAUGACUGGAAGCGCAAGUACUCCAACGAGGACACCCGCUCCGUUGCCAUGCCGUGGUUCUGGGAAAACUACAACCCUGAAGAUUAUUCCCUCUGGAAGGUUGACUACAAGUACAAUGACGAGUUGAAGAUGACAUUCAUGUCUAACAACUUGAUUGGUGGAUUUUUCAACCGUCUUGAGGGCUCUCGCAAGUAUAUCUUCGGUGCUGCCUCCGUCUAUGGCAAGACCAACGACUCCGUCAUCCAGGGAGCCUUCGUCAUCCGUGGUCAGGACUAUGUUCCUGCAUUUGACGUUGCCCCUGAUAUCGACAGUUACACCUUCACCAAGCUAGAUGCUAGCAAGCCUGAGGACAAAGCCUUCGUCGAGGACCAGUGGGCUCAGGACAAGCCUAUUACCGUCAAUGGCAAGGAAUACGAAUGCACUGAGGGCAAGGUUUGCAAGUAA
Molecule: messenger RNA, 1230 nt
Organism: Trichophyton rubrum CBS 118892
Lineage: Eukaryota; Fungi; Ascomycota; Eurotiomycetes; Onygenales; Arthrodermataceae
Product: elongation factor 1 gamma domain-containing protein
Exons: 4
Coding region: 1-1230 (409 amino acids)
Biological process (GO): translational elongation
Cellular component (GO): cytoplasm; nucleus
Molecular function (GO): translation elongation factor activity
Source: RefSeq, a predicted model, not a curated record